GUAGGCGGGGAGGCGUACAUAAACCCCGACGCAGGAGGCGGGGCUGCUCAGUCCUCGAGGCGUCGGUGCUCUGUGGUGUUGGAAUCUUGUUGCUUGUCGGCCUGUGCGCGCGUGCGCGAACAUGGCCUCAAACGACUAUACCCAACAAGCAACCCAAAGCUAUGGGGCCUACCCCACCCAGCCUGGGCAGGGCUAUUCCCAGCAGAGCAGUCAGCCCUAUGGACAGCAGAGUUACAGUGGUUAUGGCCAGUCAGACACUUCAGGCUAUGGCCAGAGCAGCUAUGGUGGUUCUUACGGACAGACCCAGAACACAGGCUAUGGCACUCAGUCAGCUCCCCAGGGAUAUGGCUCAACCAGUGGCUAUGGCAGUAGCCAGAGUUCUCAGUCAUCUUAUGGGCAACAGUCCUCUUAUCCUGGCUAUGGCCAGCAGCCAGCUCCUAGCAGCACCUCGGGAAGUUAUGGUGGUGGCUCUCAGAGCAGCGGCUACGGGCAGCCCCAAAGUGGGGGCUAUGGCCAGCAGUCUGGCUAUAGUGGACAGCAGCAAGGCUAUGGACAGCAGCAAAGCUCCUAUAAUCCCCCUCAAGGCUAUGGACAGCAGAACCAGUACAACAGUAGCAGUGGAGGUGGUGGCGGAGGGGGUGGUGGAGGUAACUAUGGCCAAGAUCAGUCCUCCAUGAGUGGUGGCGGCGGCGGUUAUGGCAAUCAGGACCAGAGCGGUGGUGGCGGUGGCUACGGGGGAGGCCAGCAGGACCGUGGGGGCCGCGGCCGGGGCGGCCAGCAGGACCGUGGGGGCCGCGGCCGGGGCGGUGGCGGUGGUUACAACCGCAGCAGCGGUGGCUAUGAACCCAGAGGUCGUGGAGGUGGCCGUGGAGGCAGAGGCGGCAUGGGAGACUUGAGCCCUCGGGACCAAGGAUCACGUCAUGACUCUGAACAGGAUAAUUCAGACAACAACACCAUCUUCGUGCAAGGCUUGGGUGAAAAUGUUACAAUUGAGUCUGUGGCUGAUUACUUCAAGCAGAUUGGUAUUAUUAAGACAAAUAAGAAAACAGGACAGCCCAUGAUUAAUCUGUACACAGACAGGGAAACAGGCAAGCUGAAGGGAGAGGCAACAGUGUCGUUUGAUGACCCACCUUCUGCUAAAGCAGCUAUCGACUGGUUUGAUGGUAAAGAAUUCUCUGGGAAUCCCAUCAAGGUCUCCUUUGCUACUCGGCGAGCAGACUUUAAUCGGGGCGGUGGCAAUGGUCGUGGAGGCCGAGGGCGAGGAGGACCCAUGGGCCGUGGAGGCUAUGGAGGUGGUGGCAGUGGUGGCGGUGGCCGGGGAGGAUUCCCUAGUGGAGGUGGUGGUGGCGGCGGCCAGCAGCGAGCUGGUGACUGGAAGUGUCCUAAUCCUAUAUGUGAGAACAUGAACUUCUCUUGGAGGAAUGAAUGCAACCAAUGUAAGGCCCCUAAACCAGAUGGCCCAGGAGGGGGACCAGGAGGCUCUCAUAUGGGGGGUAACUAUGGAGAUGAUCGUCGUGGUGGCAGAGGAGGCUACGAUCGGGGUGGCUACCGAGGCCGAGGCGGGGACCGUGGGGGCUUCCGAGGGGGCCGGGGUGGUGGGGACAGAGGUGGCUUUGGCCCUGGCAAGAUGGACUCCAGGGGUGAGCACAGACAGGAUCGCAGGGAGAGGCCGUAUUAGCUUGGCUCCUGAGGUUCUGCAGCAGCUUUUCUUCUUGUACCCAGUGUUACCCUCAUUAUUUUGUAACCUUCCAACUCCUGAUCACCCACGGGUUUUUUGUGUCGGACUAUGUAAUUGUAACCAUACCUCUGGUUCCCAUUAAAAACCAUCGUUUUAGUUAAA
Messenger RNA from Ailuropoda melanoleuca (giant panda), 1840 nucleotides. It is a transcript of the gene FUS, whose product is annotated as FUS RNA binding protein. The coding region runs from base 122 to 1678 and encodes 518 amino acids. The transcript has 16 exons. Gene Ontology annotation, biological process: regulation of DNA-templated transcription. NCBI's taxonomy places the organism in Eukaryota, Metazoa, Chordata, Mammalia, Carnivora, Ursidae. The record is from RefSeq and is a predicted model, not a curated record. Gene Ontology annotation, molecular function: RNA binding.